Arvicola amphibius (Eurasian water vole) is the source of this 2326-nucleotide messenger RNA. RefSeq names its product THUMP domain containing 3 (gene Thumpd3). The coding region runs from base 296 to 1810 and encodes 504 amino acids. NCBI's taxonomy places the organism in Eukaryota, Metazoa, Chordata, Mammalia, Rodentia, Cricetidae. Gene Ontology annotation, biological process: tRNA methylation. Gene Ontology annotation, molecular function: tRNA (guanine) methyltransferase activity; RNA binding. The transcript is spliced from 10 exons. The record is from RefSeq and is a predicted model, not a curated record.
GCGGCGGUGACUUUGUGUCAGUCGGGGCCGGGACGGAGCCUCUGGCCUCUGGCUGGGCUUCAUCGAGGGUGGGAGUGGGAGACCAACUUCCCUUCUAGUCUGAGCCACCUAUCAAACUCCAACCUGUAGAAGGUGGAGGUCUUUUCACAGCGGCCAACAGUGACACGGUGGUUAUCUCUGUGGCCUGUCCUUGGGACGGCAAAGGUGUUACUUAAGUUAAAACUCCUUUGUGAAUCUAUUGGGAGGUGUGGGACUUCCAUCAAGAGGCGUUAGGCCUUUUAGAAACAUUUCCACCAUGUCUGACACUCAAGAAGCUACCAACCAACUCCUGGAUAUGAACCUUCAUGAGGAGAGCGAGAAGUCUGUGCCCGCAAUGGAAGGUGGCAUCAGAAGUGAGUCUGAGCAUCUCCAGGUCACUAUUGGAGCCACUGUACCCACUGGCUUUGAGCCAACCGCUGCAGAUGAAGUGAGAGAGAAAUUGAAGUCACCAUGCAGAAUCAGCAAAGACCGGGGCAAAAUAUAUUUUGACAUUGCAGUGGAAAGUCUGGCUCAGGUUCAUUGUCUGAGAUCCGUUGAUAACUUGUUUGUGGUUGUUCAGGAAUUUAAAGAUUACCAGUUCAAAAAUACAAAGGAAGAAGUUCUAAAGGACUUUGAAGAAUUGGCUGGAAAGCUCCCAUGGUCUGACCCUUUAAAAGUCUGGCAAAUUAACACCAGUUUCAAGAAAAAGAAAGCAAAGCGCAGAAAGGCAAGUCAGAGUUCAGGUCAAGAGAAGGCCAAUUGUGGACAAGGUGACAAAGCAGAAGAGACAGGUGGUAAGAAGCUUUCCAGCAGCACUUCAGAAUCCCAUAUCUUGGACUAUUAUGAAAAUCCAGCCAUCAAAGAAGAAAUAUCAACCUUGGUGGGCGAUGUCUUGGCAUCUUGCAAAGAUGAGAUUGGUGAAUGCUUAAGAGAAGAAACUGAGCCUCAAGUACAAAAGUUUAGAGUCACCUGCAACAGAGCAGGAGAGAAACAUUGUUUUACCUCAAAUGAGGCUGCAAGGGAUUUUGGGGGUUCUGUUCAAGAGUAUUUUAAGUGGAAAGCUGAUAUGACCAACUUCGAUGUAGAGGUUCUCCUGAACAUCCAUGAUAAUGAAGUCAUUGUUGGCAUUGCAUUGACAGAGGAGAGUCUCCAUCGCAGAAAUAUUACACAUUUUGGACCAACAACUCUUAGGUCAACUCUUGCCUAUGGGAUGCUCAGGCUCUGUGAACCUAAACCUACUGAUGUAAUAGUGGAUCCAAUGUGUGGAACAGGGGCAAUACCAAUAGAGGGUGCUACUGAGUGGUCUCACUGUUACCAUAUUGCUGGGGACAACAACCCACUGGCAGUGAACAGAGCAGCAAAUAAUAUCUCAUCUCUAUUGACUAAAAGCCAGAUUAAAGAUGGAAAAACAUCCUGGGGUUUGCCCAUUGAUGCUGUGCAAUGGGAUAUAUGCAACCUCCCACUGAGAACUGCUUCUGUUGAUAUUAUUGUAACAGAUAUGCCAUUUGGAAAAAGGAUGGGCUCCAAGAAGAGAAAUUGGAAUCUAUAUCCAGCUUGCCUUCGGGAAAUGAGCCGUGUCUGUAGACCAGGGACAGGCAGAGCUGUACUGCUUACUCAGGACAAGAAAUGUUUUACCAAGGCAUUAUCUGGAAUGGGACAUUUGUGGCGAAAGGUCCAUACGGUCUGGGUGAACAUCGGGGGCCUUCAUGCUGCAGUUUAUCUUCUAAAACGCACGCCUCAAGUCUUUAUUCAUCCUUCAGAACAAGAUGGAGAAAGACACCCUCCUUGGUAAAAGGAAAAAAAUGAAGAGGACUGUAGUAUUUAAAGUUCAUAAUGCUGGACAUGCAGCAUAAAGGACUUGCUUUGGAAGAAAAAUAACAGAAAAGUAACUUAGUAUUGCAGUCUUUACUGCUCAACUAUUCCAGACGCUUUUUUGUUAACAAGGUGAAGGUAAUGGUAAUUCCUGAGAGGGCUACAUUGCUUGGUUUGAGAACACUUCAGGCCAUGUUCUGUCAGCUGUGCAGCCUACUGUUCUGUAGCCUAAAUUCUUUAUGACACCCUCAGAAACUAAGAAUCCCUGCAGAUCUAUAGUUUACCAUCUGCCUUAAAAUGUAAAUACAACCAAAUCAGGGCAAAGAUGCUUUUAUGCGACUUACUAGUAAUAGGACAUUACUAAGUAGUAGAAGCGUCAGUAGAAGUAUGGGACCAACAAGGCAAAAUAAAAGGAAUUUUUCUUUUAGUAUAUGUAUUACUUUUCAAAGCCCAAUAAACAAUAAACCAAUCCUGUUAGUCUUUGUGGGGGAGCUAA